Exophiala aquamarina CBS 119918 is the source of this 1173-nucleotide messenger RNA. RefSeq lists its product as uncharacterized. The transcript has 4 exons. Gene Ontology annotation, biological process: L-methylmalonyl-CoA metabolic process. The coding region runs from base 1 to 1173 and encodes 390 amino acids. NCBI's taxonomy places the organism in Eukaryota, Fungi, Ascomycota, Eurotiomycetes, Chaetothyriales, Herpotrichiellaceae. Gene Ontology annotation, molecular function: methylmalonyl-CoA epimerase activity. The record is from RefSeq and is a predicted model, not a curated record. Gene Ontology annotation, cellular component: mitochondrion.
AUGAACGCCCUUGAUGACCUGAAGCACAAUAUCACCGAGGAGAAGGUCGAGCGUGAAAAGCCAUCCAAUGGCGUGAUCUCGCGAGGCCCAUCACCAAAUCGAGGUGCAUCGGUUCCAGACACCAAAGCCAUUCCAGAUCAAGCAUCCAAAAGCGAAUGGCAGAAGAAGCGAGGGAUCGAUCCCUCGCUACAGGUUCGCAUCGUCAAGCUCAGUCACAUGCGGUAUCAGCAUCCCGAUCUGAAUAAGAUCACCACUUUCUUGAGAGAUUUCGGCAUGCACGUUACAAAAAAGGGCGAAACCGAGCGAUGGUACCGUGGCUACGGUCCGGACCAGUACGUCUACUACGCCAAACAAGGACCUAAGAAAUUCCUCGGAGGAACAUUCGAAGUCGAAUCGAAAGCUGAGCUCGAGAAAGUCCUCAAGAUUCCAGGCGCCAAGCCGCUGACCAACGGCAUCGAAGAAAUGACCGAUGCGCCAGGCGGUGGGUAUAUCGUGUCGAUCGAGGACCCUCAGGGGUUUCCUGUCAAUUUCAUCACCGGCCAGGCUGAGGUCAAGGAGCAGAGGAAGGUUCCGGAGAAGUUGGUGGUGAAUUUCGAAGUGGACAAGCCCCGGGCAAAGAGUUUCCAGCGCUUCGAGCCUGGCCCGGCGGAGGUGCACAAGCUCGGCCACUUCGGCCUCAACGUGGAAGACUUCCCGGCCGCGAUGGACUGGUACACACGGCACUUCAACAUCGUGCCCAGCGACAUCCUGUACGUGCCGCUUGAGCACAUCGACCCAGAGACAAACGCGCCCGCACGCAAGGAAGUUGCACUGUUCGCACACAUCGACCGCGGGCAAGACCUCGUCGACCACCACACGAUGUUCCUGACGACCCUAACGCCGGGGCUCGAGAAACACGUGCACCACUGCUCGUUCGAGGUCCACGACUUCGACACUCAGGCGCUCGGCCACCAGUGGCUGGAAGAGAAAAAGUACGAGCCCGUCUGGGGUGUCGGCCGCCACAUCCUUGGCUCCCAGAUCUUCGACUACUGGUGGGAUAUCAACGGCUUCAUGGUCGAACACUACGCCGAUGGUGACCUCGUCAACAAGGACACCCCCAUGGGCUACGGCCCCGCUGGCCACGAGGGUCUCGCUGUCUGGGGCCCUGAGGUCCCGAAGGAAUUCUUGGAAUGA